AUGUCGUAAUUUUGAGCAUGUGCUGCUUUACAAACGACGCCCCAUAUGCCUAUUUCAGAAUCACAAGGGGUGCAAAUACUUCUGCUCCUCACUGUAUAUAAUGAAGGUGAUUAUUGUAGGUAUUGAAAAGUUUCUACUAUUUUAGACUUUUUUUUUUAAAAAGUAAAUAUAUAUAUAUAUAUAUAUCAUUUAGAAGAAGCAUGAAAAUGUUUUCAGCAAAAGUCAAUUUUAAGCACUUUAAUCCUCAUGGAGGAAUAAUGACGCUUAUUGGGCGGAUCAGCUACUGUUUCAAUUCUUCAUAUUAGUUCAGCAGGAGACCACUAGAGGAGGCACUCUGUUCGGAAGCAGUAACCUCUGGUGCUGUAUUGCCAACAAGUGAUGUCAAUCACACUUGCAGCUUUCUUCUCCAUUGAUGGUUUUCAGGUGUGUGUUUGUUUUUGAACUCUGAGAACAAAAAGAAAAGUCAGCGUUUUUUUUUUUUUUUUCCGUUUUUUUUUUUGUAUUAGCUGGUAGAUUUUCACAGGAAAUUGGGAGAUUUUUUUAAAGGCAUGUAAUGUAUAACAUGUUGGUAUUUGCACUUAAAGUAAUUUAUAGCUUAUAAAUAAAUGGCAUUUAAAAGAAAGGCACACAUGCACCAUCACCAGCAUUAUUUAAAUACUGCAGAAUUUACUUGACAGGGUUUUGCAGUCAUGUUUUUUUUUUAAUCACCAAAAACUUAAAACGAUUGUUAAUGUCGAUUGAUCACUCUUUCUUACCACUCAGUGCCAAAUAUGUGAGCUCAGCAUAUUCUUGGUUAUUAGUUUGAAUAUUUUUUUCUGAAAUUUUUGUUUUGUCGUCUCGUGUGUGAAUAACUGGAUUGUGGAAAGUUGUAACUAUAUCUGAAUAAAUGUCGGUCUUUAUAUAAAAUUCGUACAUUGUCUUUGUGUUUUUUCCCCCCCAAUUAAACAAUUUUUGUGGUCAAUUGACAGUUGAGUAUUCACAAUUUUUUAAAUCUUUUUUUAAUUGCUCACACAUAUUACUUUCCUAAUUCACAAUCAACUUUUGGGGGAAUGCCAAUAAACCUGGUGCUUUCUGAAGAGGUGUAAUUUGAGUCGGGCUGGUUUCACUCAGCACAGACCUCCUGCUAUUCUGCAUCAACAAAGUCACAAUUGUUCCCUCAAGUAGAAAUAAGGCAUCUAACAAGAGGACGUGUCUUCACAUCUGCUGGGUUGAUGACCACUAGUAUAAUUUCAUUGAUUCACUGAUCACUUGGUCAGACGGUACUUGAGCAUGGAGUUUGGAGUCUGCCCUCCCCUCUGAUAAAACAUAAUCGGAGAAGCUUGGACUUUCUUUGCCUCUUUUUGGCCCUCGGUGCCACUUGACACACUCGGACACGUUUGUGUGUCACUUUGAUUCAUUUGGCUGCAGAGAGAACACACGAUGUUAACUCUUGCUGUGUUCUUGCUUUGUGCAGCCUCCUGUGUGGUAACGCCAGUCAGUGGUGGUGCAGCGGGACCCCAGCUGAAUAACAACCAGCUGUAUAAAUUCAGCUACACCACCGAGUUGCUGGUGGACAAAGCCCAGAGGUCAAAAGAGGGCAGCGUCGGUUACAAGAUCUCCAGUAAUGUGGAUGUCAAUCUGGUGUGGAGAGAUCCCGGCAACAAGGAUGAGCAGUUAAUCCAGCUGAAGAUCUCCAAUGUGAGAGCUGACCCAGUAUCUCAUCGAUCCAUGAAUAAGAAUGUCCUCCAUGGAACCACAAUUGAAGAUUUACUGGGUAAAACAAGACUGGAAGCCCUGACAAAGCCUUUCUUUCUGCACCUGAGAAAUGGAAAGGUUAAAGCAUUUUACUCCUACUGGGCGGAACCUGUCAUCAUCAAGAACCUUAAACGGGGCGUGUCCAGUUUACUGCAACUGCAACUCAAUACGGGAAAAGUUAUCGAGAAUGAUGUGUCCGGAAGGUGCACGGUUGCAUACAAGGCAGAAAACAACAAAGUGACGAGGACAAAGUUCCUGGAGUCAUGUAAGACCGAAGAAACUGGAUUCACCACACACAGCCAGGUUUUGGGUGUGACCCGGAAGUCUAGCUCCAUCACUGUGUUCACAAUCGAAGAUGGUUUCAUCCGCUCAGCCGUGUCCCGAGAAAAACACUUACUGAUUGUCAACGCCCACCGGUCUUCAUCUGCAAAUGUUGUAUCCAGGCAGAGAUUCACACUGAUAGGCACGGAAGCCGGACCUCUGGAGAGUGCUGGAAAAGAUGCGGCCAUGGUUGUCAAGUCUAUCGAUGCCAAGCUAGCAGCUGUUGGUAUCAGAGCAGAGAAGAUGAAAACUCGGUGCAAGACUUGUCCGUCACUCUUCGAACACUGGCAGGCUGUAGAGACUAAACUGGAGCCGGGUAGCUUGUCUAAGGCAUCAGCCCCUCGCAGCUUCCUGGAGCUUAUCCAGAGCAUCAGGAAGGCGACCAAAGGCGAUAUUCUCAAAGUGCUAAAGAGUGCCAGCAAAACAUCUCUUCCUCAGGUGGUGGAUGCUGUCACUUCCUCCCAAACUACAGCAUCUCUGGAUGCCAUGCUUGAAUUCCUCAACUUCACCGAUGCCAAAGGUAUGGUUCUGCAGGAGAGGUUUCUUUAUGCCUGUGGAUUUGCUUCACAUCCUAAUGAGAGGAUGCUUCAGACACUGCUGGACAUUUCGAAAGGAAGGAUUGGUAGCCCUGACAUCAAGGAGUCUGUGGUGAUUAUUAUGGGAGCCCUUGUCCAAAAACUCUGCCAGAAAGGAGGAUGUGACUUAUCGACAGUCGUUGAGGUUAAGAAGAUGAUUCUGGAGGGGCCAGACAGUACACAAGAAGAGUCCGAGGUCCAGAUGUUCCUUCUGGCUCUAAAAAACUCUCUGCUCCCUGAGGCCAUUCCCAUCUUUACCAAAUACACAGAGUCUGAAGUGGGCGCAUACAGCACCAUCGCACUUACCAGCCUGCAGAGAUACGACGUCUCACUUAUCAGUGAUGAGGUUAAAAAGACGGUGAACAGAAUUUACCACCAGAAUCGAAGGAUUUAUGAGAAAAAUGUGCGAGCUGCCGCAGCAGAUGUCAUCCUCAGCAGCAACCCCUCUUACAUGGAAAUCAAAAAUCUCCUGUUGUCCAUCGGACACUUUCCACAUGAGAUGAACAAGUAUAUGCUGUCGAAGAUCCAGGACAUCCUCCGCUUCCACAUGCCUGCCAGCAAAGUUUUGAAACAAGUUAUGCGAGAGAUAAAUUCACACAACUAUGAUCGGUUUUCAAAAUUCGGGUCAUCAUCUGCAUACUCAGGAUUCAUGGCAAAAUCUGUUGACGUUACCUCCACAUACAGUUUGGACAUUUUGUACUCCGGCUCUGGAAUCCUGAGAAGAAGCAAUAUGAACAUUUACGCUGCUAGUAAAGGAGCCACACUACACGGAUUGCAGGUUGCGAUCGAGGCACAGGGUUUGGAGUCCCUCAUUGCCGCCACACCGGAUGAGGGCGAGGGAGACUUGGAGUCAUUUGCUGGGAUGUCGGCUCUGCUCUUUGAUGUCCAGCUGAGACCUGUCACCUUCUUCAAGGGUUACAGCGACCUCAUGUCCAAAAUGUUCUCCAUGACUGGAGAACCCAUGAAUGUGGUGAAGGGUCUCAUUCUGCUCACUGAUCAUUCCGAGGUCAUUCAGUUGCAGUCUGGUCUGAAGGCACGCGCAGAGUUCCAGGGAGGGCUGGCCAUUGACAUCUCUGGUGGCAUGGAGAUCAGUUUGUGGUACAGGGAGUCAAAAACCAGCGUAAAUAACAGGGGAGCAUUAGUGGUCUCCGGUAAUGUUACAGUAGACAUGGACUUCAUGAGUGCCGGUUUGGAGGUCAGCUUUGAAACUGAGGCAUCCCUUGACUUCAUCACGACUGUCCAGUUCUCUGAAUAUCCUUUCCUGGUGUGCAUGCAGAUGGAUAAAACCACCUUUCCUGUCAGUGAGUACACGAAGAAGCAUGAGAGCCUCUCAUCAGGGAAAAGCGUAGUUUCACAAAAGAGCAAGAAGUUCCUCAUUCCCGGCUCGGAAUUCCCACUCCACCAGGAAAACUCAAACAUGUGCAAGAAGGUUUUUGACUCCAGCGGGUAGAGGAGACACCACUAACUCUCAAGAGGAGUUAUUUUUCAUUUUUGGGGCAGUUUAUAUUUCCCCUCUAUGAGGUUUUGGUGCAUUUCAGCAAGUAUACAUCAUACCUCGGUAUCACACAGUGAAACACCCUGAGACAAAUGUGAUGAAUGUUUACAUUCCUGUGAGUAUUUAAAUAAUCUGAUGUUUUGUUUGCAAUUGGGACUUCUUGUGUUGUCUUGUUAUGGCUUUAUUUGAAAAUAUAUUUAUGUUGGGCACAUAACAUUACAGUAUAAAAAUGGGUUGGAUAUGUAAUGUACUGUAACCCUGUAUUAGUAUUACAUUAUUCACUUGUUGUUUUACACUGUACUUACAAGAUCUGGGCUGGGGUGAAAAAUCUACAAUUAAACCAUCUACAUUUGAAAAAAAAAUCCCAUUAGAUCACUGCUCUGUAAAUGUUGCGCUAAUAUGACAUUAUUGUCUUGUUUUGCAAACACCUUGUUUUAAUAGAAUUUGAUGGAAAUAAACUUACACUGAUGACUCCAUGUCUAAUGAAAUACUGUAUAC
Molecule: messenger RNA, 4623 nt
Organism: Corythoichthys intestinalis (scribbled pipefish)
Lineage: Eukaryota; Metazoa; Chordata; Actinopteri; Syngnathiformes; Syngnathidae
Gene: mttp
Product: microsomal triglyceride transfer protein
Exons: 20
Coding region: 1420-4080 (886 amino acids)
Biological process (GO): cholesterol homeostasis; lipoprotein metabolic process; lipid transport
Cellular component (GO): endoplasmic reticulum; basolateral plasma membrane; Golgi apparatus
Molecular function (GO): lipid binding
Source: RefSeq, a predicted model, not a curated record